This is a messenger RNA of Halichondria panicea, 4024 nucleotides long. RefSeq lists its product as uncharacterized. Gene Ontology annotation, biological process: resolution of meiotic recombination intermediates; DNA replication; DNA repair. Gene Ontology annotation, cellular component: nucleus; Slx1-Slx4 complex. Gene Ontology annotation, molecular function: protein binding. Lineage: Eukaryota; Metazoa; Porifera; Demospongiae; Suberitida; Halichondriidae. The transcript has 12 exons. The coding region runs from base 188 to 3097 and encodes 969 amino acids. The record is from RefSeq and is a predicted model, not a curated record.
CCAUAAGGAAAGAGCCAUCCAGAGCCAUUACCAGGCCAUCGAUUUCCAGACCAAAGUAGCCGAGGGAGUGAGACGAGAGAGGCAACAAAAGAAAGAAAAAACUCAAUAGCAAAUGGAGUCUAAAGAUUAGCAUAGAAUUAGGUUUCGGAUACAGUAUUUGAUACACUUUGACUGCACAGAUUAAAGAAUGCACUCCAAUACUUCAAGUCGCUCCAAGCUCUCCCUUAGGCGUAAGAAACCCAAAGAUGAUUCUUCUCCCUCGUUAUCAAGUAAAGCAGUAGCUACUUCACUGGGCAACCUCAAUGUGGACGCACAGAAUACGCCAGCACAAAGUCAAUCAAACUCGAAACUGCAGCCUCACAAUAGUUCUAGACUCAACCUGGUUAUCACUAAGAUAAAUCUCUCACAACAUAAUGCUUCGAGAAGACCAAACGUUUCGUCCAAUUUUACUGGGUGCUUGUCCGAAGGUGUACGUUCAGAAGUGUGUUGCAGUAAUGAAGUUGGCAGUGAUACAGAACUAAAGCACAAUAGACAACUGGAAAGUGAGGAUGGCAGCAAGCUAGUGGAGAGAAACUUAACAGGGAUGAUUCCUGCCAAAGCAGAUACAAAUAAACUUGACUGUGAUGUAAAAGUGGAAGAUGAUAGUGAUUUUAAAGAGCCUGUUCCUCAAAUGAUAAAAAGAAAACGGAAGAAACAAGACAACUACAUGCAGAGCAUUGAGGAGGAACAGUUACAGCUAGCUAUGGUUCUGUCUGCCUCCAUUGACCCACACGGUCCACCCUCUGUGGGGGACACUCUACCAGCACCGGCAGAACACGCACCCAAAAGACCAAAGAAACGAGCCAAACCGUCCAAGAAGGAGAAGACCGUCCCUCCACUCUUGACUGUGUCCUCUCAACAAGCCCGGGAAAUGCUGGCACAGAGAGCACAAGAAUUGCUGAAAGGAUCUGCCAUGGAUGACGAUCAUAUCCAGUCUACCCCAGCUUUUCAUAGCAGCAAGUUACUGCUACCUCCAGAACAUGUGAAUGACGAGCAAGCAUUUUCCAAGACUGUGAGUGGGAGCAAAGAUGAUGCCAAACUAAGAGAGGGUGAUGAUGUCAUACAAGUGGAAAGUAUUGUGCCCAUGAGCCCUCCUGACACAGCUUUGAGGGAUGAGAAUAGAUCAUUUGCUACCGAUUUUCAACACUUCGACUACUCCACGUUGUGGGAGCUAACCGACUUCAAGAAGUGUGAGAACAAAGACUUUUAUGUUCCUUCGCUAAGCUCGAUCAUCACCCCAGUCAAGGCACUACCACACACUGUGACUACUCAUCCCCUGACUGACUGUGGGUCCACCCCACCCACUAACACACCCCCAUUGGAGGGUCACAAUGAAGAGCAGUUUGCAGCAGUCAGGCACCUUUGCUCUGAUCUGAGGUCAUUGUUAGGGUCCUCAUUGUUUAGUGACGUUGAGAUAUCCACUAGGGGAGGAACUGUUAUCUCUUCUCAUGCUGUGCUGUUAGCGGCACGGUGCCCGUCACUCAGAGUGUUGCUGUCAGGAGCCAAGUCACGUCCUAUAAGAUUAGACUGGAGUGAUUACGAGGAUAGUGUGGUGUUGUCCUUCCUUGAGUACCUGUACACUGGAGCCCCACCACCCUCCCAGUGUGACCACGCAGAGAUGGAGUCUCUCACAGCACUGGCCAGAGAGUGGUCUAUGAGGGAGCUUGAAGUGUGGUGUGCAGGUUCAAUGUCCAGUGUCAUUUACUCACAGUUUGGAACUACAAGUGAAGCAAGUGAUUCGCUCGUAACUAAAGAAACGAACACUCAUUCUCCCGAAACAGAAGUUGUCAGUAAGAAUGAAGAACGUGUUUCUAAUUCACCCGAAAUAAUUGAUUUGUCCCAAUCCUCAAAUAAAUCCUCCGAGAACACUAACACGAACUGUACUGAGCUUGCUGACGAACCAUUGCUUAUUUCUGAAUCACCUAAGUCUGUAGAAAACAUUUCUUCAACAACCACGACUGACUUCGACUUGCUGCUGGGACAAAUACUAUGCUCUGAAGUUACCUCAGAAAUAACUGUUUCCUACUCGAAAACAGACAUUGUUAAACAGUCCCCAAGUCCUUGUAUAUUGCUAUCAAGCUCUGACUCGACUGAUCCACAGAAGACAGAAUUCGAUGCAGCUAUUGACCCAACUAUUGAUCAAGAAGAGGGUUGCAACUCUGACGACUUGUUUAGCCCUUCUCCAUCCACCACCUGCAACGAGGUCACGCUACUCCCACCCCCUGAACCUGAAAAUGAUUAUAUUAUUACCGGACAAUGUUUUGAAGGUGACCAGAGCAUAGAUGCAACAACUAUAACUGAACCAAUUCAACAGCUCGAGCCGCUCGAGCCAGAACUUUACGUAUUCGAUAACGACCUUCUUAUUGAUGGUAGCGGGGACAUUACUGAGUUGUUGUUAGAAGAUUUCCCCACCCCUACAGCUCUCAUCGAAAACAAAGCAACCUCCAGACUAGGGACUCCUGGGGAUCAGCUGAAGACUCUAACUUUAGGUAGAGAAAAGUUUGGGGGUACGUUUCGAACCCCAUUAGGAGUGGGUCGGUUUCACUUGGAGACGGAUGAUGACAUCACACCUAUGCCUAAUUAUCGUAGCAUGGUCACCCCCUUGUUGAAAGUAAGGUGUUCUAAAUUUGGAGUGAAGCCGCUCGCUAAACGGAAGAUGAUUGCUAAACUUGAAGAGAUCUACGACUAUGCACAUCCACUGGUUGGUGAAGACGGUGAAAUAGUGGAAGAUACACAAGAACCUCCUACUAAGAGCUCAACAAAGGAAACGAAAGGCAAGAAAGCUAAAAAGACGGUUUCCAAAGAGAACCAGGAGGACGGUGUAGAUCUCAAGUCAAUGGUCAAGGCUAGCAUUUGCUCCAAUGAACAACUUUACCAAGAUAUCUUGACGUACAAGCCAUUGGAGCUGGCUCUCAUUCACAGCAUGGUGAAGGACUCUGGGGUGUCAGUAUCCAAGGAAAAGCUCAGAGAUAUUCUAGAUCAAUGGUGUGUGACCUUCACAAUUCCAAGACAUGCUGACAUGCAAAAAACAGAUACAGUUACUCAAAAAACUACCUGAACUGUACAGAUUCUAUACGUAUCAGCAGUGCACGGUUCCCAAUAUAUCCUUUACUAAAUGUUCACUUGACAACUUAACAACUACAAAAAUAAUCGCACCAGUAACUCGUCUGUGCUAUUAAAAACCUAAGAUGGCUACAAACUAAGUAUACAUACAAGCCUACAAAGAAAGGGGUUGUUCGUUUUUUUCCACACUGCACCCCUCUCCAACCCAAGACAGUGCACCAACUGUAGUGAAACUUGCACAGCCAUCUUCAUCGUUUGGAUUGUAAUUAGGAAAAGUGCUGAACAUAUCACGAAUAAAAACCAAACCAUUACUUCUGCACAACCCGCAAUAGAGAAGCUGACAUUGGGUCUUGUAGACCACUGGAAUAGAAGCAUUCUUGUCUACACUAAGCUUCAGGGUGAUUUUCAUUUCAUACUUCAUGUGAUAGGUGGUGAUUGUGGCAUCAACACGUGUUUCUGGCGGCAAACUAUCUUCUCCUCUCGGCUAUAGCUGUACUCGAAGCCUUCUGUGCUGGACUUUUCUGUUCCUUUGGUUGUAGACUUGCUCUUGUCAUAAUGCCCACUUAUUCCGAUACUCCCUCCAGCUACAGCCGCACCCAUCACGUUUGCUCCAAUAUUGCCUCCAAACCCAAAAGCAGUACCUUUUGUUGUAGAAAAAGUGUAGCGCUCUUCUUCAGUCGUUGAUGCCUUUUUGUCAAUUCGAACAAUGCUUUCGUCCUGAGCCACUUUUCCACGAUUUACGUACUCAUUCAUAUUGAUAUCAACGAUGGUGCGUGUUUUUUCACAAGGUUUUGUAUCUGCAUUGACGACACUUAGUUUAAGGUCAAUAUUGUUUACCUUUGUCUCAUAAAACUGAUUUUUGACAACUGUAAUGUUUCGUCCAUAUCGCCGUUUGGCUGCUUGUUCAAAAAGCUUCCAGAGA